AUGGAAAUUACUUCACCAAAUAGGUCCGACGGGUCACUGGAACCUUCGGAAUCUGUCAUUCUUACACCAUUUAAAGAGAGAGCCCUUGAGGAGCAACGAAUAAGAGAUAAUUUAAUACUGUCAUUGACCCCAGGUUUAAAGCGACAAUCUGAAGUACAGGCAAGUGUGGCUCCAUUAAAUAAUGAUAUAGUGGAGAUACAAUCAUAUUUACGAGACCUGAGUAGUGCGUUAGCCUCGAGAGGAGGAGGGAAGAAUUUAACUUCGCAAUUGUUAUCGCAUACUGUAGGUCAGGAUUCAUCAGCCUCAUUUAAUAAUAAUCAUGGUAAUGAUAACAACCCCGAAUUAUUUAAUACAGAAAUUCAGGAUUCCUCGUUUAAUAUUAGAGUAAAUACGUUUAAUAAUGCUGAUGAUUCAUUAUUGGGGCAAGAAAUCCGUGAAUUGAAUGAGUUGACACAAGAAACACCUUCAGACGAGCCAGUACCUCAAUCCAGGUUAGACACUGAUUACGUUGGACAUAAUGUUAUUGAAUCUCCAUCUAAUGGAAAUAAUACCAAAAGUAUAGAGGUUGAGAUUGAACAAGAUAACAGUCCAAUGACUUUAUCUCAACAGAUCUUAUCUAGAAUACCGAAACAAAGAUCAGGUGCCAAGAUACGAAAACUUGAACCAGUUCGUAUAGGUGGUAUUAUGGCACCAAGCACCACAAAUAACAUUGAUUUACGAAAGGAUACUGUGAAGAACCCAUUUGUUACUGAGUCUCACCCUCGAUUGGAGCCUGAACCUGAACUGGACCCUAUUCCUUUCAAUGAUAAGGAUAAACUAGAGACAUUUGAUAUAGAUAUGGAACCCAGCUUACCCCAUAUACCUGAGAGUCCAGAAUCAGAUACCCAUAAAAACUACAUUUCAAAUCCUAUCUCAAAGUAUGAAGAAUCACCUCAGAGGGAAUUUAAUAUCCCAGAUAGUCCUCAUUUUGAGAAUAACGAUGUAUUUGAAGAACCUACAAUUCAAGCUGAUAUCAAGCCCAUUGGUAUAAGACAAUUACAUGAUUUAUUUGACAAUUUUUUGAUCUUGAGCAAUAUCAAGCUUAAAAACAAAUCUUGGAAGGCCCUUCAGGAGGCAUCAUCACAACUUCUGAAACAAUUCACUACCAAUCUUGAUAACGGUAACGGUCUAAUUGUUCCUAAACGAACCAAAAUAAUUGAUAUGUUACAGAAAUAUGACGUAGUUUCAUUGAAUGCAUCAGAGAGUGAAAUAUAUCGUUUGUGCUCACCUUAUUUGACUAUUGAAGAGAUGAAUGAGUUGGAAAUGGAAUGGUUUGGUAUGGUUGACUCAUUAAGAUAA
Maudiozyma barnettii is the source of this 1338-nucleotide messenger RNA. It is a transcript of the gene CNN1, whose product is annotated as centromere-binding protein CNN1. Lineage: Eukaryota; Fungi; Ascomycota; Saccharomycetes; Saccharomycetales; Saccharomycetaceae. The record is from RefSeq and is a predicted model, not a curated record. Bases 1 to 1338 code for a protein of 445 amino acids. The transcript has a single exon.